AUGGAUAUGACUGUCACAGCCUGGGAGGCCGAGCUCACAACAAACUAUGGAAGUGAUCAGGACUUUUAUCAACAUUAUACAGGGGAAAUAAUCCUGCAAAUACUGACAGCCAUCGUGGCCCUGGUGGGGCUGGCAGGGAAUGCAGUGGUGCUCUGGCUCCUGGGCUUCAGCAUUCGCAGAAACGCCUUCUCAGUCUACAUCCUCAACCUGGCGGGGGCCGACUUCCUCUUCCUCUGCUACCAAGUUAUAACUAGCCUAAUAUCACUUUUCAACGUCGAUUUUUUCCUUAGGGUAAUGGAAAAGUUUCUCUUGCCUGUGGCAAUCUUUGCCUACAUCUCUGGCCUAAGCUUUCUCAGCGCCAUCAGCACAGAGCGCUGCAUGUCUGUCCUCUGGCCCAUCUGGUACCGCUGCCGUCGCCCCAGAAAACUAUCUACCAUCAUAUGUGCUCUGCUCUGGGCCCUAUCCCUGUUGCUGAGCAUGCUGGAAGGGUACUACUGUGGCUUCCUGGCUGAAAAGGGGGAUGAAGUUUGGUGUCCAGUGUUAGAUUUCAUCAAUGUGGCAUGGCUGAUGUUGUUAUUUGUGCUGCUCUCUGGGUCUACCCUGGCCCUGAUGACAAGACUGCUGUGUGGCUCUCACCGGGUGCUGCCCACCAGGCUCUAUGUGACCAUCUUGCUCACAGUGCUGACCUUCCUCCUCUGUGGCCUGCCCUUUGGCAUCUACUGGUUCCUCGUAAUCUGGUUUCACAACUUUUAUGCCUUCUUUCCUCUAUUCUUAGUGACAAUUCUCCUGUCCUGUUUCAACAGCUGUGCCAACCCCAUCAUUUACUUCUUUGUGGGCUCCUUCAGGCAGCGAUGGUGCAAGCAGAGACACACCCUGAGGUUGGUUCUCCAGAGGGCUCUGCAAGACACUCCUGAGGUGGAUGAACUUGGAGAAAGCCUUCCUGGGGAAACCAUGGCCAUGUCAGAAAGUCUGGUGUUCUGA
Messenger RNA from Pipistrellus nathusii (Nathusius's pipistrelle), 981 nucleotides. The record is from the annotation of a GenBank genome assembly. NCBI's taxonomy places the organism in Eukaryota, Metazoa, Chordata, Mammalia, Chiroptera, Vespertilionidae.